AUGAGCGCAAGCACAGCCCUCGCUUCGGCCUCUAAGCUCGGCGAUCUGCUAGCCCAGCUCCCCCUCAAUACCCCAAACCAAUGGCCAGAGAUCGAACACACCGCUCAGAGCCUCGCCAACGAUCUCCGUAGCAAGGAUGUUGAACAACAGACCGCGCUCGGACAGACCCUGCUUCCCCAAACCCUUACCUCUCUCCUCAAGAGUACGCUCAACGAUUCUCAGGGCUCUGGGGCGGUCUGCAAGCCAGCUAUUUUUGAGCUUCUGCGCGUCGCUGCGAAUCUAUGUAUGGAUCAUGACGAGAACAGGGGCUAUCUGCUAGAGGCUGGCUUCCCUCAGACAGUUCUCAACCUGCUCGAGAGUUAUGCAGAGUCUGUACAGCCUGCGCAGCUGGAGCCCUAUGGUAUCUCUAUACCCGAUCUCAAGAUUGUCAAGACUGCCAUAGGAUUCCUUCUGAACGCGAGCGUGGGGUAUGAUCCCGUGAAGGAUCGAUUGAUCUCCUUGGAGGCUGCUCUGACCAUCUUGAAGCUUUCUGCUCAUCUAUACCCUGUCGGCUCAUGGGCGCGUUCAAACACGUCUCCCGCAGAUGCGGCGGACUUUGGGGAAGCAUGGACCCUGCGCAGCACACUAGCAUCAUGGUCAUGGCGGGCGAUCGACGAGUUGCGUGGCGACGAGGAAAACCAACCGCCCCGGGUCGUGUUCGGGCAGGACGCGCUGCCGCUACUCGUAACCCAACUAAGAGCUUUCAUACCACCAUACCCUACACCGCCGCCACGAUUCGCGACACCAGCAUCCCGGCGAAGCCUCGUGCAAGCAGACUUCGACGUCUACGAGCAAGUUUGUGGUCUCAUCGAAUCUCUAUGCAUUGACGUAGAAGAUGUUCGCCUCUCCCUUGCGCGCGGCCUGACCUUCCCUGACGGAGAGCACGGAGGCGUCGCGUGUCUGUCGGAUCUACUGACCUUCGUCGACAAGGGCGACUACCCGCCGUACUGGACGCCUGAGGAGCGCCCAUCAAAGGAGAAAGGGUUCGAUCUCGGCAAGGGUGCCAUUGUGAAGGCAAUUGUGGAGGUUGCUGGCGAGGAGAAGAACACGGAUACCCUUUGGGAUGACUCGGAAGCGGACAAGCCGGGAGGAGAGUUCGUGAGCCGGAUGGUGGGAUGGAUUCGCGCGCACAAGGGUCUCAAGGAGACCAACAGGGACGACUUGAUCAUAUGCGCUACGCUCAGUCUCGGGAACAUUUGUCGGCGAGACGCUCAUUCGACAGCGAUCGUCAAGACACCUAUUUCUCUGGCGCCCGAUCUCGCCAGGUUGCUUGAGCCUGACACCGAUAUCAAGGUGAAGCAUGGCGUUAUUGGGCUCCUCAAACACCUGGCACAGUCGCAAGGCUGCAGGGCUGCCCUCGGCGCGGCCGGAAUCAUCCAGAGGCUUGGAAGCUCGCAGAUCUGGAGCGACAGGGCAGACAUGGUCGAGAUCAUCCAGGUCGCAGCUAUCGGCGUCGCGAAACACAUGUGUAGUGGUGAUAUUGACAACACCUUCUCUCUCGUCCUCCCGGACGAACCCGGGUCUCCACUGAGGCAAAUUCUUGACCUCGUGAAGCGCUCGGACUCCAUUGCCGUCAAGAGCGAGGGCACACGCGCACUCGUUAAUGCGGUGAAGAGCUUGUGGCAGACCGAUCCGAAGACCCUCGACGAGGGCCGGGCUAAGAAGCGGGAAGCCACCAUUGCCGCAAUCGUGACGGAGCCGUGUGUAUCCGCGCUCGCCGGGCUGAUCGGCAGGAGCAAGAGGUAUCCUACCCUCGUCAAUGAGGGUACCGUGGCUCUGUCGCUGAUCAGCACGCACGCAAAUGGAGGCACGUUGGUAUUGGACUCCAUUCUCAAUCCCCUACCGUCGGAAGCAGUACGGACGACGUCCCAGCCGUUAUCCGCUGUCUCGGUCACUGAAGGGUCUCCGGUGGUGGGGCCUAGACGUGCUUUGGACAUGCUCAUUAGCACGCUGCGCGAGGGCAGCGCACCCAACGUUCCGCCGGAGGUCCGUUCGAAUGUGUGCGCCCUGCUCGGACACUUGGGCCGGAAGGGAGUCGUUGCGGAGAGCAGGGCGACUGAUGUGCAGCAGAUGAAGGAGAGCACCCGUGAGCUGCUCGAGGCGCUGGCGAAGGAGGAUGGACCUCAGGGCAACCCGAAGGUUGCGGUGGCUGCGAAGCGUGCCUUGGAGGCCUGGGCAUGAAAUGAAUUCUUGGAUAGACCCAGAUUUCUCGGAUAACUUGUGCACGUUUAUGUGCUUCCGCGUACGUUGCUCGGUGCUGCGUAUUAUCUCUGUGGUAGUUGCUCGCUCGUACUCCUUGCUUGUCUCCCGAUUGUUUGUAGUGCUAUGGCUGCUGUUUGUAGAAGCUCCGUCUGCUAGACCGCACGUCACAUUGUUCUCAACCGCCCUUUGGGCUUCAGGCAGUCCUUAC
Molecule: messenger RNA, 2449 nt
Organism: Dichomitus squalens LYAD-421 SS1
Lineage: Eukaryota; Fungi; Basidiomycota; Agaricomycetes; Polyporales; Polyporaceae
Exons: 8
Coding region: 1-2220 (739 amino acids)
Biological process (GO): positive regulation of GTPase activity
Cellular component (GO): cytosol
Molecular function (GO): protein binding; guanyl-nucleotide exchange factor activity
Source: RefSeq, a predicted model, not a curated record